This is a messenger RNA of Octodon degus (degu), 1032 nucleotides long. Its product is annotated as testisin-like. The coding region runs from base 1 to 1032 and encodes 343 amino acids. The record is from RefSeq and is a predicted model, not a curated record. NCBI's taxonomy places the organism in Eukaryota, Metazoa, Chordata, Mammalia, Rodentia, Octodontidae. Gene Ontology annotation, biological process: proteolysis. Gene Ontology annotation, molecular function: serine-type endopeptidase activity. The transcript has 5 exons.
AUGCUCCUGGUGCUCACAGCCUUGCUGCUGUCCUGGGUGGGACCUGGAAAGCCUGGUGAGCUCAAGGGCGCCCCUGGGAGCACGGGGCGGCAGGGUGUGGAGCUCCACAGCGCUCACUUUGUCACCUCCCCCCAGCCCCACUGCCAGAAGACACAGCAGAAGCCCCAAGUCUGUCUAGUCAUGCUAGGUACCUGCGGCCAUCGGAAGAUUCUCUCGCGCGUGGUGGGUGGAGAAGAUGCAGAACUGGGGCGCUGGCCAUGGCAAGGGAGCCUCCGCCAGUGGGGCACCCACAUCUGCGGGGCAAGCCUGCUGAGCCGCCGUUGGGUGCUCACCGCUGCCCACUGUUUUGAAAAGAACUUUAAUCCAUAUCCAUGGACGGUCCAAUUUGGUGAGCUGACUGCAGCGCCGUCUAUAUGGAACAUGCAUGCCUACUAUAAUCGCUACCAAGUGGACAAGAUCUUUCUGAGCCCCAAGUACUACGGGGUGGUUCCUUAUGAUAUUGCCCUGCUGAAGCUGACUUCCUCUGUCACCUACACCAAGUACAUCCAGCCUGUCUGCAUCCCAGCCAACAUGUCCAAGUUUGAGAACCGGACUGACUGCUGGGUGACCGGCUGGGGGGACAUCGAAGAGGAUAAGACUCUGCCGGCCCCCUACACUCUCCAGGAAGUACAGGUCAGCAUCAUCAACAGAUCCAUGUGUAACCACCUGUUCCAAAAAUCAUCCUUCCGUGUAGACAUCUGGGGAGACAUGGUGUGUGCUGGCGAUGCCGCGGGUGGCAAGGAUUCCUGCCUUGGUGAUUCAGGAGGACCCUUGGUCUGCGACCUGGAUGGGCUGUGGUAUCAGAUAGGAAUCGUGAGCUGGGGAGUGGGCUGCGGGCGCCCCAAUCGGCCGGGAGUCUACACUAACGUCAGCCAGCACGUGCAAUGGAUCCUGAAGACAGUAGCACGCGGUGGCGCACCCAGGCUGGGCCUCUCCCCGCUGCUGUUGCUCCUCACUCUGCCCUGGACUCCCCGGUUUGUGGGCCUCAUCUGA